UCUAUUUCUAUCUUUAUUAAAAAUAUUGUAUGUGUGUGUGUCUUAUAUUCUCUCUAGUUUUGUAGACUGGGCCAAUCUCUGUCCUUGCAUUUAAAGCUGCCUUUUUAUUAAAUGAACGAUGCAGAGUAGUAAAGAUGAUUGCAUCUUCUCUUAUAAAACCCAAUGACCAAGUGAACAACCUCAUGUCCUUUCAAAUUCAAGGAACUUUGGUAUUUAUGCCUUUUGUAAGGUGGAUUUCACUUUCAUUGACAGCUUCUAGCUGUCUUCUACUCAGUGAAAUAUGAGAAUUUAUGGUUGUUUAGACUUCCAGGUGGUGUGGUGAGAGUAAUUAAUUUAAAUAGAUUGUGAUUUUGUGUAGCUUUCAUAGUGUGUGAGAUGGGUAUAUCUGUUCCUUUGUGUGGAAAGCUGUUCUGGUCAGAGAGAGAGAAACGUGCAUUAGUGGUUUUCUCAGCAAUGGACUCUUCCCAAAUGUUUGGAGGCACUGAAGAAUGCCAAAGCAGUGAAUCUGGGUGGACUAUGUAUAUUGGCUCUCCUAUCUAUGGUGGUGAUGAUGAUGAUGAUGAUGAUGGUGGUGAUGAAGGACAUAGUGAUGAUAGAAGUGAUGAUGAUGAUGGUGAUGAUGAUGAUGGAAAAACUGAUGCUGAUCAAGAUGAUGAUAGUGAUGAUUCCAUGGCUUCCGAUGCUUCUUCUCGCCCAAGUCAUGCAUAUGGGAGUGCAAACAAGAAGGAAGAGAAGAAUUGCUUUGACAACAAACAACAACAGGAAAAGCAGAAAGCUCAAAAGAUGAAGGAAGAAAAAGACCAGAAGAUGUUCAGGGCAAAAAAAGCUGAGGCUCCAUCUCAGAGUAGUGCCAAGGUCAGAAAAAACAUCUGGAUGGGCAAAAGGAAAUAAAUGUUUUUUAGAGUUCUCCAAGUUGUUUUUUUAGGUUAGUAGCUAUGUAGCUGAAAAUUCUCAUAUAAGAAGAAUAGGCUACAAGUAAUGACCAUGUAUUAUGUUUUAGAACUUCUUUAUGUGAGAGUUUGAAUCAAGAACUAAUAUUAAUGGAGAAGCAUAAUGCUUGUAGUUUGUGGAUA
Molecule: messenger RNA, 1073 nt
Organism: Quercus robur (English oak)
Lineage: Eukaryota; Viridiplantae; Streptophyta; Magnoliopsida; Fagales; Fagaceae
Product: protein SOB FIVE-LIKE 1-like
Exons: 2
Coding region: 376-891 (171 amino acids)
Biological process (GO): cytokinin biosynthetic process
Source: RefSeq, a predicted model, not a curated record